Molecule: messenger RNA, 1521 nt
Organism: Ilyonectria robusta
Lineage: Eukaryota; Fungi; Ascomycota; Sordariomycetes; Hypocreales; Nectriaceae
Product: general substrate transporter
Exons: 11
Coding region: 1-1521 (506 amino acids)
Biological process (GO): carbohydrate transport; transmembrane transport
Cellular component (GO): membrane
Molecular function (GO): carbohydrate:proton symporter activity
Source: RefSeq, a predicted model, not a curated record
AUGCGAUCGCGCGAGGAUGAUAUCAGUGUGUGGCAGACUGCUUGGCGAUACAAGACGGUCGGUGUCAUUGCCAUGUCUGCAGCGUUCAGUGCUGCAUUAGAUGGUUACCAGAUCAAUCUCAACGGCGGCAUCGUGUCCAACAAAGGCUUCAUCAAACAAAUGGCCAAGCAGGGAACGACAAUCAUUGACGGCAAAUACAUCUCAGCUUGGGGAGGAAUCCAAUCCGCUGGCCAGACUGUUGGCCAAAUUCUGCUUCAAUUUGCCACGGAAAAGUUCGGCCGCAAAAUAGCUCUUUACAUCAUCUGGACUAUACUGGUAAUCAGCGUUUUCAUCGAAACGUUUGCGACCCACUGGCAACAUUGGCUAGUUGCAAAGCUCUUCUCUGGCAUGGGAGUAGGUAUGCUGCAGGCCACACUGCCUCUCUAUCUCUCCGAAAUCGCACCGACCCAGCUGCGAGGCUUCUUCAUCAACGCAUACAGCUUCUGGUUCGUUCUGGGUCAACUCUUUGCCUCCGUGGCCUUGAACCGGCUCAAUGCUGCUGAUCCCCUGGACUUCCGGACUCCAAUCUACUCUCAGUGGGGUAUGAUUGGUGUGAUUAUCAUCAUCUUUGUCUUUCUGCCGGAGACACCAUGGUGGCUUGUGAGCCAAGGCAAACUAGACAAGGCAUCCAAGGUUCUCCAACUUUGCAACGGCCAUAUAGAGGGCUACGACAUUCAAGAACAAAUCGGUAUCAUGGAUGCUACGGUCAUGAUGGAACGUCACAUCGCCAAAAGAGACUCCAGGGAAGGAAUAUGGGCCGUGUUCCAAGGCCGCAAUCUCAUCCGGUUCAUCAUUGCAGCAUGGCCAAAGAUCACUCAGCAAUUUGUUGGUCUGGCCGUGUUUAAUACCUACGCCACCUACUUUUUCCAAUAUGCUGGAAACAAGGACCCCUUCCUCGUCACUUUGAUUCUCUCCAGCGUCCAGCUCCUCUCGAUGAUCCUCACCGCCACGCUCACUGACACGUUGGGCCGACGACCUCUAACAGUCUACCCUUACGCUGUGACGGUUGGCUCUGUUCUCAGCCUUGGUAUCAUCGGAUGCUUUGACUACACGCAAAAGGCUACAAGUGCUCUCUUGAUCUUCUUUGCCUGUCUGGCUACCUUUUCGACCACUGGAGCCUCAGCCAUUGGCUAUGCCUACACGGCGGAACUCCCUCAACAACGACUACGAGCGCAGACGGCAGGUUGGUGUCUCGCUGUGUCUAACAUGAUUGCCAUCAUGUUUAGCUUCUGCACUCCCAUCAUGAUCAACGGACCGUCGAAAUGGGGUGUCAAGACCGGAUUCUUCUUCGCUGGUACUGGUCUGGUCGCCGUUGUUGUGGCUUGGUUCAUUCUCCCUGAAGUUGCGCGCCGAACCCCCGGUGAGAUUGACGAAAUGUUCGAGAAGAAAGUUAACCUCCGUCAUUUCAAGAACUAUGUGACGGAAGUUCAGAUGCGGGCAGACGAAGAAUAUCCGGAGAAAGAGCAGAAUACGCCCGCUUAG